Molecule: messenger RNA, 2836 nt
Organism: Microplitis mediator
Lineage: Eukaryota; Metazoa; Arthropoda; Insecta; Hymenoptera; Braconidae
Gene: cv-2
Product: BMP-binding endothelial regulator protein
Exons: 10
Coding region: 647-2551 (634 amino acids)
Molecular function (GO): protein binding
Source: RefSeq, a predicted model, not a curated record
CUCAACAACGGAACCACUCAGUGCAGCCGCGACAACCAGUUGACGCGGAUAGUUUAUUUUGUAAAUCAUAUAUAUAUACAUAUAUAUCAUACAUACAUAUAUAAAAAAAAAAUUUCUACUUAUUGUUUACACCAACAAUUUUAUUAAUAUAUAAAAGCGCAGUUAUAUAUUUUUUAAAAAAAUUACGGCGGAUAUCAAACUACUAAUUGAUAUCGUGACUUUAAUCACAAAAAAAAUAUUUAUUUUUUAUAUAAUUUUUUAUUUAAUUAUUAUUAUUAUUUAUUAUAAAAUGCAAAGUUCAAAACUGUGACAAGUAUUAAUAAAUAUAUAUUCAUAUUAUUAAUUUAAAAGUGAAAGUUAAUAAGUUAUUUAUUGAAAUCUAAUGAUCAUUUGUGACGUUGAUAUUUAUGUAUUUGUGUUAUUAAUGGUGCAUCUUAAUGGUACUGCGGUGGAUUAUAAAUAUUAUGUUAUUAAAAAAAUAACAGAUGCUGAUUUUUUUAAUACGGGGGUUUUUUAUUUUGCUAAUUAAUUGACGGAUUGAUUUGAAUUAUGGUUGCUGGGGUUCGAAACGUGGAUUUAUAAAUUUUCUGUACUUCAGUUUAUUGACAUCACGGAUUCGCUGUUUAUUUUUAAAGAUCUCAAGAAAAUGAGAAAACACACGAUGUUUUGCGUCGCGACGCCAUUAACCUUGGCUCUGGUACUACUUUCGAUCGCACGACAAUGUGACUCUGUUUCUGAGAGUAUCAUCGGCAGUCGAGAAACUUGUGAUAUCGAAGGGGAAGAUUUCACAGUUGACAAAAUACCAAACACAAGAUGUUUCAGUUGCAUCUGCAAGAACGGAUUUGUCGAGUGCUUGCAACAACAGUGUCCAAGUAUCGAGGGAUGUUACACUUUAUUAGAACGACAUGACGACGAAUGUUGUCAUCGAUGCAAAGGCUGCGUGAGGAACGGAGUCCAUCAUGCAUCGGGUACAGAAUGGACAGAGCCGAGUGACCCGUGCAGAAUAUUGGCGUGCAAAGCCGGAGUAAUAACAGAAUCAAAAUUACGGUGCUACACGCCCUGUAAAAAUCCAGUACCGCCAGCAGCAGGUCAGUGCUGUCCAACAUGCUCGGGAUGUUUCGUUAAUGGGCAAAAAGUAACUGCCGACCGGACAGUAACGACCACUGAAGACCCGUGUGUUACUUGUCGAUGCAACAUGGGCAGAUUGACUUGCGCCAAACAGGCGUGUCCGGUCCAACAUUGUCCUCUGUCGCGGAUUGUCCAUGAACCUGGUGAAUGUUGUCCUCAUUGUACUGGUAGCGGACGUUACAUGUCACCUCCAAAAGGCGCCUGUAUGCUCAGCCAGGCAAUUUAUAAUUCCGGGUCAACAUUUUAUGUUGACCAGUGCACGCGAUGCUCGUGUUUAAAUUCAACGAUAUCGUGCAUUAAAGAGACCUGUCCUGUUUUGGAAUGUACAGCUGAGCACCAGGUGACGUUGCCGGGGCGAUGCUGUCCUCAAUGUCCGGUUGUUGGAGAAGAAACACGUGCUUCUUGUCUUUACGGUGGACAUACUUACCUGGAUGGCGAGUCAUGGAAACUUGAUUCCUGCAAAGCAUGCGCUUGCAUGCAGGGUAAAGUACGAUGUGCCAUGCCCAUGUGUCAGCCAAUUAAUCUUCCAUGUCCGCCAAAUUCGCGGUUGGAACACCCAGACGGUCAAUGCUGUCCACGCUGCGUUGAAAGUGACGGCGUGUGUACAGUUUUUGGUGACCCUCAUUACAAAACAUUCGAUGGUAAAUUUUUUAGCUUUAAAGGUCCAUGUAAAUAUCAAUUAGUUAGUGAUUGUCUGGGCCAUACAUUCAGUAUUCGUGUUACAAAUGACGCUAAAUCAUCACGAUCAUCAGCUUGGACCAAAACUAUCGCCUUAAAAAUGGGAGACUUGAGAGUAAAUCUCGGGCAGCGGAUGAGAGUCAAAGUGAAUGGGAUGAAGAUCGACGUCCCUUAUCGACUACCGAACAAGCUGGAGAUCAACCGAACUGCCGACAGCAUUCUGGUGAACACUAAGAUCGGUAUCAAAAUACUCUGGGAUGGAAUUGGAUUCAUUGAGGUCUCGGCACCCACGAGCUAUCGCGAAAGACUGUGCGGUCUGUGCGGUAACUUUAAUUCGAUGCCCAAAGAUGAUUUUACUACGAGAAGAGGGAGACUAGUUCAGGAUCCGUAUCCUUUCGGGCAAUCCUGGGCCGUUGGUUCAAAGAAAUCAUGCGGGAAACCGAGAGUCGAUCGGGAACGAAGGUGCAGAAGUCGACAAGAUCAUCGACUAUGCAACCGCUUGAGAUCUCAAAUAUUCGAGCCAUGUCACAAAAAAGUAAACCCAACAAUGUACUACAAAUCGUGUCUCCAAGACAUGUGUGAAUGUCCAACGGACAAUUGUUACUGUCAAUCAUUUAUCGCGUACGUUCGCGAAUGCCAGCGAUUAGGAAUUCAGUUACCACACUGGAGAAAAUCAACAAGAUGUCGAGCUGUCUGGGAUAUAACGACUCCUGGCACAAAUAAUAUCAGACGACGUCGUCAUUAAUUAUUAUUAUUAUUUUAUUUGUAUAUAGUUUGAAUUAAAGAAAAAAACAAAUUUAUUAAACUGUUUGAUAUAAAUAGAAAUAAUAAUAAAAAUUAAUAAUAAUAAUAAUAAUGUAUUUUCUUAUGGAUGAAAUGCUGUUGCGGUACAGGUUGCCUGACUGUUGAUGGAAUUAUUUAUAAUAAUUCAAUUUUACUAGUCAUCUUUAUGUGUUUGUAUGCUCUGUAUUCAAUGGUAAUUUAUAUUCCAACUUUUCUAAAUAUAAAUAAUAUAAAUAUUUUAUUUAUU